Molecule: messenger RNA, 3533 nt
Organism: Mytilus californianus (California mussel)
Lineage: Eukaryota; Metazoa; Mollusca; Bivalvia; Mytilida; Mytilidae
Exons: 2
Coding region: 619-2856 (745 amino acids)
Molecular function (GO): protein binding
Source: RefSeq, a predicted model, not a curated record
UGGCAUUUUUGCCCUAGUAGGUUGGUCUCUUGAACAACUUUACUGAUCAUAUCUGUUGUAAAGAAGGUAUUAAAACAAUCCAAUUCACUAACAUCAGCAUUCAAUAAGACUUGAGGUCCGUUACUUUCGGGAAACUGUCGAACAUUAACAUCUUGAUUGGCCUCGCUCAAUAUGAUUUUAUUCGUGUCAGUAUCAUCAUUUACUUCCUCCUGAUCCUGCAAGAUUUCAUCAGCAAUGUCCUCUUCCUCCUCGCUAACCAACGGUACAUCUAUAUCGGACACAUUUCCGUUAUCCUCACCUUCAAUGCUUUCGUCGUCUGAUGUAUUUUGAAGUGCUGGUUCAGACACAAUUUGCUCCCAAACAUAUCAUACACUCGGCCUGCUGGAGGCCGCCAUAUUUGUUAUUGUCGUCUGUUAUUACAUGUGAGAAUCUCAUGAAUAUUCAUUGCGUAAGUGUAUAAUUACCGCCCAUUUCCUACGAUAAGCACUGGCACUUGUCUCGUUUAUUGAUUUUUAAAUGUCACAACAUUUAUUUAUACGUUAAAUUUUAACAUUAACGUUUUCAAGACAAAAUACAUGACAAGCGUAGGAAAGCGUAGUUGCGGGGGAAGACUGUAUAAUGGUUGUAACAGCAUUUCAAAGUUCCAGUGACGUUAUGCUUGAGGAAAAUGGAGGAAAAGACACACAACUUCUAUCAUAUUUGAUUGAGCUGUGCUUGGUAAAACUAGGAGGUGUUCCAAAUGUGGUGACCGAUUUCAGAGCCCCGAAGGAAAUUUUUGAAAAAGUUUUUCCGUGUCAAGGUGAAUUUGAAGUCAAACAAGUUGGAAGCAUAGUGGAUCUGUUAUAUUUACCUAAAUUAUUGAAUAAUGAUUUCUUGUUCGGCUACAACACGGACUUUGACACAUUGUUCAUUCCAAAAUCGGUUUUUAUCUCUAAUGAAGAAUCUAAUGAUCCUGCCGAGAUUGCUGUGAUGGAACCAACGGAUUACGGGACCUACGUCAAACUCAAAUAUAACGUAAAUUGCCAAUUUGAAUUACCAUCUGAAAUGUUAGCAAAACAAGAUGACCUCAAAGCCUCUUCAGCUAAGUACGUUUCCAGUCGUCAGAUUUUAGAGCACGUACUCCGCCAUAUGGACAAAAACAAAGUAGAUAUAGUAGGACCCUCCCUUCAAACACAGCCGCACGCUGUUAAUACUGAUUAUGCUAUUACCACUAUGGACAGGGUGUUUGCAUUUAGAAAUCCAAAAUGGCCAAACUUCGCGAAAGAGUGGAAAACAAGAAUUAGACCAAACAAUUGGCCUGACAUGUCCGUGAUAAAUGAAAUUCAGUCAUUGGGUAGUCAUGUUGUUGCUAAGGGAAAUAUUCUUAGUAAAGAAUGUGACUUAACUUGGAGAGUUUCCUUUAAUAUAGCGGAACGGUACAUGGCAGAUCUUAUGACACUACAGCAAAAAAAAUGUAUUGUUACAACUAAAACAUUAAUCAAAGAUGCCAAGAUUGAAGUCGUAUCAUCCUACCAUUUGAAAACAGUAAUGUGGUGGACGGUAGAACAAGGUGAUAUUUCCAUGUGGAACAGCAAUGAUGUUGGACGCAAUUUUCUGGCAUUUCUUGAUGAACUGCUGAAAGCACUGGAAACAGGUGUUAUCAAAAAUUACUUCAUGCCCGAUUGUAAUAUGAUACAAGGAAUCGAUAGGUCUGAAUUAGAAAAGGCCAUUCUUUUUUUCAAAGGUAUUAGUAAAAAACCAAUCAGUGCUGUAUUAAGCAGCUCAGGUUUAACCGAUUUCCCUGUUGAACUGCGUUUUCAUAACCUUAAAGAUAGUCUACUGCGUUUUAAUGGAGAUACUCAAACCAAAAGCUCCCUCCUUGGAAUCUUUGAGAACUAUUUUGUAAAAUUCGGCAUGUCUCUUCCCCGACAUCCAAAUAUGAGAGAAAAUGGGUUUCAUCUCUUGCGAAUAGCAGCAUCUCUCUGUAAUUCUCCAGAUGUAGAUAAUUUUAUAGUAGAACAUAUUUUCCACGCCAUGCGAGAGGAGCCUGAUGAUUCACAUUCCCUUCUCGCUUCUUUACUUACCAUCUUUUCGGAAAAAAGAGUAAUACAACAGUUAGAAGUAGAACAUGAAGCAAACACCAAUGCAAUGUCAGACUAUUUUAGCAAUGCUGGUUGUGCCUUUCACUUCUGGACAAAAAAACGAUUACAAACGAAGCCGAGAGCAGAUGACUUAGAAUCUGCAUAUCGAUGUUAUAGAACUGCAAUCCGUCUAAGUCCGAACAACCCAGAUUUCUAUGCUGAAUACUCCUAUUUCCUUUUAGUUGAAGACAAGGCAGAAGAAGCUUUGAAAAUCGCCGAAAAGUCCAUUCGCAAAUCGAUGGCUACCAAUGAAUAUAGUUACCGAGUUUAUUCAGAAAGAUUCAAAGAAACGUUAGAUUCCAGGUUUUGUCGCCAUGUGACAAAACAUCAUCCGAACCACGACAUUCAAGUUCCAUCGAUUGUAGUGGCCCAUUACGUUGUAGUUUUAGCAAAAGAGAGAACAGGAAAAACGGUGGAAGCCAUUUCCGGUCUAAAAAAAUUUUUUGAGGUUUGUUUAGAUGACAGAAAUCAAAAACGUUAUGAUUCUCUGACCGUUUACGGAUAUUCAUGUAUUGAGUUGGCCAUGCACGAGGAAGCAUUGAAAGCAUUUACGAUGGCACAUGAUACAAAUCUGAAUGAAGUACAGUUUCAAAACAUAGAAUUGUGUAAAGAAGCAAUUUCAGAAAUGGCACAGGGCAAGACAAUCCUUAAAUUCUUGUACAAGCGUCGUACCUUUGUUUGGGCGUCAAUAUUGUCAGUUUUUGCUAUUCUUGUGUGCGCUAAGACAAGGAAAUGAUUUUGGAAGAAUGCAAACAAAAUGUUGCCAUAGUGUUAUGGCUUUGGAUUUAAUAUAGCUCAGACUGAUUUAGCGAUCUAAAGCUGACUACUUGUUGAAUCUACAAAGUAAUAUUUUCAAAAUUAGAUGAAUAAAGUGAAAAACAUAUAUCAACAACUGGUAUUUUUAGAGUAACAAAGCUACCGUAUUCAUUCUUUGCAUUAGUUUUCGACACGUUUUAUCAUAUUUUCUCAUUUUAUUUUCGACGGAUAUUUUUUUUUAUAGUUUUUGUCCAGUAUCUUUGACGGUUUUCGUUGUAGAGUUCUAAAAUAUACUUAUUCUAAAAUUAAUUAAAGAUUUCCGUUAUCCUGAGCAGUAAUAUACAUUUGUAUCUAAUAAACAGGACCAACAUCUUAAAUUAGGCAGACCGUACGCGUACGGUCCGACCGUAUGCGUAUUUAGAAAAAGUACUCAUACUGUCCAGACCGUAUGCGUACGGUCCAAAUACUCAUAUGGUCUGGAGCAUAUAUAUUAUACAUACAUGUGAUAUCCUACACGAAACACAUUUAUUUUAUGAUUGCUGAAUAACUAAUGCAAUGAACAUCUCAAAAUUAAUUUAUUUUGAGACAGUGAUUUAAAUUUUUGGUAAUCUACAUAAAAUAAAUUUAUUUUGAGAUGCACAUAUCUUCGUUGUAAUG